Pieris brassicae (large cabbage white) is the source of this 1393-nucleotide messenger RNA. Its product is annotated as translocator protein-like. The coding region runs from base 227 to 739 and encodes 170 amino acids. Lineage: Eukaryota; Metazoa; Arthropoda; Insecta; Lepidoptera; Pieridae. The transcript has 5 exons. The record is from RefSeq and is a predicted model, not a curated record. Gene Ontology annotation, cellular component: mitochondrial outer membrane.
ACUUCAAGUUUUAUAUGAAUUGCAUUGAUGCAUUCAGAAAAUUGUGGUUUUACUUUUAUAUUUCAAAGCGAAUUACUUCGUAUCUCAUUGCAAUAGGCUUAUUAAAGACUGGAAAGUUGAAAUCGUGAGAAAAAAGUUUCUCUAUUUGUGUUUGCUUAUAAUCAUUUAUUUUGAAUUCUUUUCUAUUUGCCGGUGACUAACGGUGCAUAUAAGUGACACAUUAAAAAUGGCAAAUUGGGCAGCUUUCGGCUCCAUUAUUCUUCCAAAUGUAGGGGGUUGGGCAAAUGGGAUCUUCUUUGCUGGACAAAUUCGUAGGGAAGAUAAAUCCUGGUAUGAUGAACUCAAGAAACCAUCUUGGAAUCCACCUAAAUGGGUAUUUGGACCCACAUGGACAGUACUUUACAGUGGAAUGGGAUAUGCUUCAUAUUUGGUUUAUGAAGAGUGUGGAGGGUUUACUGAGGAUGCAGUUUUGCCACUGACUUUAUAUGGAGGUCAACUUUUACUUAACUGGGCAUGGACACCCAUAUUCUUUGGCCUCAAGGACUUUAAAUUGGCAUUCAUAGAGAUUUCGGUCCUUGGCGGAGCUGCUGUAGCAACUACAGCCGCUUUCGCUAAAGUGAACAAGACAGCUGGUGCCCUAUUGGUACCCUACUUAGCUUGGUUGGCAUAUGCCAGUACAUUGAGCUACUACAUUUGGAAGAAUAACCCUAAAGAGAUCAAGGAUGAGAAGACACAGUAGAUGUAAACUUGACGACACCCAAGCAAUUGUCACCUAAGUGUUAACAUAGUCUAAGAGUCAAUAUCACAAACAUUCUUCGGAAGCAAAGCUUGACUGAUUUUAUCCUAAUUUUGUAAGUGCACAUUAGUAUUAUGUUAGCAAAAGUACAUCAUGUGCAAAAAAAUAUUCAAACUCUAUAAGGCUGUCUAAUAACAUUUUCAAUAAUUCUUAUGUAGGAGAAGAAAAGGAACAAAUCUGAAGCAAUAAUUAGCUAAAAUCCGAGCUAUUCGCUUGCAUACAUUCAAACAGUAUGUGCUUAAAUAAAUAAGUUUUUUUUGUGAAAAUGAAUAUUUUAGCCACUCUGCAUAUAAUGUACUUAUUUUUUUGUAUUUUUCACUAGUAUCAUGAAUCAAAGGUUGUUAAAUGUAAAAACUAAUAAACGUUUAGCUUUAUAUUGUAAAAAAAUGUAUUUUAACUAUUUGAAAGGCAUGGACUUGUCUCUCUUCUUGGUUAUUCGAAAGUCAGUUGAAUUAUUAAUAUGUUUAAAAAUAAAAAAAACCUUUAUUGUAUUAUGUAUUUAAGCAUAAAAUAUUGUUAUUCCACAAUUUUGCAUUUUUACCUAUUCCACGUCCUUAAACUAAGCUUUUUAUCUUGUUAAUUUUACGUUUUAUUUUC